Molecule: messenger RNA, 558 nt
Organism: Fonsecaea multimorphosa CBS 102226
Lineage: Eukaryota; Fungi; Ascomycota; Eurotiomycetes; Chaetothyriales; Herpotrichiellaceae
Exons: 2
Coding region: 1-558 (185 amino acids)
Source: RefSeq, a predicted model, not a curated record
AUGGCCUCGUCGAACUUUGACCGCUCCCGAAUCACCGCGCUGUUGGGCAACAUCAACGACAUGCACAUUCCUGAAGCGGCAAAUCAGCUGACAUGGGUGACCAUCGACUACCUCCAAUAUCUCAAAUCGGAGCCUGAAAGUGUUGAACCAUGGGACACAGCUAGGCACCAGGCCGAACUGGAAGCGGCGGACCGAUUUGUGCAGCUGGUGACGGAGCCGACAAGCUGGGGAAUUGUGCGGUUUCUGGCCCCUGAGCUCGAAGUGGAAGACAUUGCGGAAGAGACUCCCGAGUUGCUGACUCACGUCCUCAUGAACAUCAAGUCGAAGUGCCCGAAGGAGCCAGUCAUCGAAGAAAGACAAGACACCAUCGCGGCGUUGGAGAGGGGGCUUCAAGCAGAUGUACUCGAAGAGCGCAUCCGCCUUGUAGGAGCGGCUGGGGAAGAUGAUAGGAACAGUACGCGUACAAACACCAUGGUGCAGACUCUGCUACAGGUUCAAGCACGUCAGCGGCAGGAAAAGGAGACAGACAAGCAACAGCCGACUUCGCGUGCAAAGUGA